Lachancea fermentati is the source of this 2400-nucleotide messenger RNA. The record is from the annotation of a GenBank genome assembly. NCBI's taxonomy places the organism in Eukaryota, Fungi, Ascomycota, Saccharomycetes, Saccharomycetales, Saccharomycetaceae.
AUGAAACUGGCCGCCGUGUUGUUCAGAAGGGCCCGAUCGGUCGUCGUCCUCGUGGGCACUGUCUCGCUCCUCUUCUACUACACUUUCCAGAACGAAAUCGACACUUUGAACUCUUACGCGCAGACAGAGUCGCUGCCGCAGAUCAACCGGCCCGUGGCGCCGGCGCCUGCCGCGCAGCUGCUGCCUGAGGCAGCAGCUGCUGCCAAACGGCCACCCAGCGCGCUGGAGGCGAAUUCUGAUUCCGAGGGUGUGUCCGCGACGCCGCCCGUCGAAGACGGCGAGCGCAGCGUCGCACGGCCUCCCGUCGCUGAAAGCGAGCUGAGCGACCCACUCGUGCUGGUCGAGAAAAACAAGUACUUCCCGUUGUUGCUAGCAGACCCCGAGGGCAUGGCCGUCGACGCCGAGUGCGGCUUGCGCGACGUUGCGGCCGCAACCGUGUUGCACGAGCGCUACCCCGUUCUGUUCGAGUCCUCGCUCAAGAACACGUACCAACAGGUCAAUCUGAACUACCCGCGUAUCCAAAGCACGCAUUUCCCCGCCUCAGAUGCACUUUCAGAGUCUGCUCGCCAGGAUGCGCGCAAGUCCAUCAGAGAGCUGUUCCUGCACUCUUGGACUUCCUACUCGCAGUAUGCGUUUGGCGCCGAUGAGCUCAGGCCUCUCUCCAAGCAGCCCACGUCGCGCGGCCUUUCCUGGGCAGCCACUAUGAUCGAGUCUCUCGAUAUGCUGUAUCUACUGGGUGAAAAAGAGCAAAUCCGCAUCGUACUCGCCUAUCUCGAAAGCAUGGAUUUUUCUCGUUCUAACGAAACCUUCGUGGAUGUAUCUCAGAGCGCAGAGCGCAUUCUGGGCGCUCUAUUGUCGUCCUACGAACUUUCAGACAAAACCGAGCAAUUGCUGCUUCGAAAGGCCACCGAAUUGGCCGAUUUCCUGCUUCGUGCAUUCGACACUCCUAACCGUGUGCCACUUCUCCACUAUUCUUGGCUCACAAAGCUUGGCAAUCGUUUCCCCUCUCAAAAUACAAACAUAGGGCAGCUCGGAUCAUUCUCCCUAGAGUUUACUCAUCUCUCCCAACUCACCAAAAAUAACAAGUACUUCGACGCCGUGCAAAGAAUCUACAAGACUGCGGCGGCCUCUGUAGGUGAAUUCGAUAUUGACUAUCUAUUUCCUAAUAACGUGGACGCGAGCGGUUGUGUACUUUUACACAAGGAUAAAGUCGAACAAGGUGACCAUCUUCGUAGCUCCAAAGUCAUGAAGAGCAUACACAAUGGUAAGUUCGUACAAUGCCAACAAAGCGGUAAAUUAAAACCGCUUCAUGGAAACAAGGAACGAUAUGCAUCUGACCGAAGAACGCUUCCUUUCUAUUCAAACUUGGCCAAAUUUGUGCAUCUACUAAAUGGACACGAUUCGUCGGAAAAUCUGGAGUUUACAAAAUUACUUCUUAACGGACUAGAUCGUAUCAGGAAACUAAUGAUAUUCACCCCUAGCCUGCCCAACCCUAGGAUGCAAAAUAUCUCAUUUGUAACCUCAUUGAGCACACAAUCCAGUUUCAAUGCACUAUCCAACGAACGGGUAAUAGAAGUAUCUCGCGAUUUGAGUAUGCAUCAUUCAUCCUGUUCUGUCGGUGCAAUGAUGGCUUUUGCAGGAAGGCUUUUCAACCAAGAUGACUUUUUGAAUGUUGCUGUCGAUGUCACCAAUGGCUGCCUUCAUAUGUAUGACUUAAUGGGUGUGAUGCCUGAAGGUGUGCUCGUUGACCAAUGUGCAAAGCGCCCCUGUGAAUUCGACCCUGAAUUAAAAGAUUCUCAAUCAGCCUUGAAUGCCGGAAAACCAAAAGAAAUUGAUUCUGUCGCAGGAAUCAAAUUGGAGCAAGAAGAUGUUAGCAUUACAGAAAAACCUUCAAAAAUCUACGUAAUGAAUAGUGGCACUUCAGCUUCCGAAGGAACCGAUGAGUUGGACGGCUUCACACAAACUUUAAAAAUGCCGCCCUAUCUGGACGCUGUAAAUGCCAGUUAUUAUCUUUCAUCGGAAGCCAUCGAAUCAGUAUUUUAUCUCUAUCGUAUAACUGGUGAUGCCACCUGGAGGAUGAAGGGUCUGAACAUGCUGCAGUCAACUUUACAAAAAAUUAAGAGGGAAGGCGCAAGGGGUGUCUGGGAGAUAUCAUCCUUGCGGAAUACUUUCACAGAAGAAACCGAUGAUAGCCUUCCAUUGGACUGGUUUUCGAAAACUCUAAAAUAUUAUUACUUGCUGUUUGCGGAUCCUACUGAUUAUAGCCUUGAUGACUAUAUAUUUACAAACGGGGGUCACAUUAUAGAGAGAAGCGCUACUUUAAGCCAACUUUAUAAUAAGGAUUAUCGAUUGGAUACCCAGACAUUAAUUGAGGAGAUGGAGUUUAGAAAGGAAACUUGA